Molecule: messenger RNA, 752 nt
Organism: Coffea eugenioides
Lineage: Eukaryota; Viridiplantae; Streptophyta; Magnoliopsida; Gentianales; Rubiaceae
Product: DNA polymerase epsilon subunit 3
Exons: 3
Coding region: 18-521 (167 amino acids)
Biological process (GO): leading strand elongation; DNA damage response; heterochromatin formation
Cellular component (GO): epsilon DNA polymerase complex; CHRAC
Molecular function (GO): protein heterodimerization activity; chromatin DNA binding
Source: RefSeq, a predicted model, not a curated record
AAUACGUUUAUGUAGGAAUGGCGGAAAAAGAGAAAGAGAAAGAGAAAGCGAAGGAGAAUGGUGAAGUGACGACGGUGACGGAAUCGGCGGCUGGGGAAUUAGAGGAGUUGCCGAAGACAAUUGUCCGGCGGCUGGUGAAAGAUAAGCUCUCUCAGCUCUCUGCCGAGUCUGAAAUCACCGUUUUCCGCGAAGCCCUGCAGGCCUUCUCCGAAAGCGGUCGCAUCUUCAUCCACUACCUCACCGCCACUGCAAAUGAUAUAUGCAAGGAGUCGAAUAGGCAGAUAAUAAAUGCCGAGGAUGUUUUGAAGGCGCUUGAGGAGAUAGAUUUUCCAGAGUUUGUUCAGCCUCUCAGGGCCUCUCUUGAAGAAUUUCGCCAAAGGAAUGCUGGAAAGAGAUCAGGAUCUUCGAAGGCCAAGGAAGCUGAUAGAAAGGGCAAAAGGAAAGAGCCACCUACAGCAGAAGCGGAAGAUGAGCAAGAUGCAACUAAAAGUGAUGAAAGUGAAGAUGGUGCUGAUGACUGAGGAGAUUUUUCCCCAAGUUAGCAUAGCCACCCCCCCCCCCCCUUUCCUCCUCCUCUUCUCUCUUAAGAAGGUAGCCAAGCAUAAAUUAUAGUAAUACGGUCCAGAUGGAUAUAUUGGGUAUGCUUGAGCGUGUGUAGCCUAAGCCUACUGAAAGUUGACGUGGUUUACAAAAUUGGCAUUUUUGGUGCAGUUUCACUUGCUAUAUUAGGCUUUUCUUUGGUCUUCUUGAAA